AUGUCUGAAGAACUAACCCAACUCAUCUCAGUCCUGCAGGAACAAAUUCGUGUGACACAGCAUCAACAUAAGGAGGAGAUGGAGCAACAGCGAGAGUUGCACAUGCACCAGCUGGACCUUCUCAAAAGCCAGCUUAAGGCCAAUCGUUCCGGUUUACAUUGGUCCAACCUGAAAUUCCAGUCCUUUGACUCAAUGUCAGAGCUGUGGAAGGACUACAGGUCAAGGUUUCAAACAUGUACGGAAGCUAAUUCCAUUCCUGAAGACAAACUAGCUAUUGUCUUUUUAACCAAUCAAUCGAGUGACAUAUACAAGCUCAUCGACAAUUUUGCGUCACAACUGCCGGAACCUACGACAGCAAAUAAACUUUCUUUGCAGUCUAUCCAUGACUUCAUGUCACAGCACUAUGAUCCCAAGCGCUUCAUAGUCAGAGAAAGGUUCCGAUUCUGGAGCGAAAUGAAGCGUAAGCCAGGUGAAACGCCUCCCGAACUCGCUGCAAGAGUACGACAGAUGGCUACCACGUGUGAUUUCACAUCCAUUAAGGAUCCCCUGGACGAAGCCAUGCGCACUUGUUUUCUGUGUGCCAUUAACAACGAGGCUGUGCUCAAAGCUGCAUUCAGAAUCAAAGAAGAUGAACUUACGUUCCGGAACGUUGUCCAGAUCGCGAUAGAGGUGGAAGAAGCAGCUAAAACAGCUAAGGCCCAAAUCUACGCAAAACCGGAGGAAAUCCACAAGAUCACCAAACCGCGAAAUUCUCCACAGAAAACGCAACAGACGCUCCAGUCUUCCCUGCCAACUGACCACAAACCAUGUGGAAGCUGCGGGGAAAAGGUCAUCCCAGAGACAAAUGUCGUUUCCGGGAAGCGGAAUGUCAUUACUGCAAGAAGAAAGGCCACAUUGAAGCCGCAUGCCACAGCAAACAAGCUAGGAAGAUGGAAAUCAAUUGGCAAGCCGCCACUCAAACCGACCACUGCAGAAUAUCGUUCAGCAUCGGGUCACUCCAUACCUAUUCUCGGUACCGCAUGCGUGGACUCAUUGCUACAGACCGGAGACGAGACAGUUCGAAAGCAACUGGAGUUUACAGUUACGAAACUAAACCUAAAUCUUAUCGGAUUAGACACAGUUUUGGAAAGCGGCAUCCAACUUGACCGUCUUCUUCGCAAGUCUACAAGUAACGCACCGGUACAUAUGAUCUCAACUCACAAGUCUCUCCAAGCAGCCUGCGAACAACUCACACAGGAGUUUCCUAACUUAUGGAAAGAUGAACUGGGAUGUUUGAAGAACUUUCAGUUGGAAAUAAAGUUUAAACCGGACGUCACACCGGUCUUUCACAAAGCUCGUACUGUGCCAUUUGCAAUUCAGGACGACCUAUCUCGAGCAUACGACAAAGGCAUUGAUCGGGGCCUUGGAAGCAAGUACAAUUCAACGAUUACAGAACUCCAGUCGUUCCAGUCCGGAAGCCACCUUCACGUAGUCACACAAAUGGAAAUAUACGGAUUUUAUGCGCAAGCUAGGAGGCGGCUACUAUUUUCAAAGAUUGAUCUAGCGGAUGCGUAUAACCAGAUCAAACUGGCACCAGAAAGUCAAAAGCGACUCGCACUCAGUACACACAAGGGAGUACUCUUACAAACUCGCCUUCCAUACGGUAUCAGCUCAGCGCCAGGAUACUUCCAAGAGAUCAUGGAACAAUUGACCAGCGAUCUCUCCGGAGUAGCUGUCUACCUCGACGAUAUACUCGUGAGCGGCAAAGACGCCGAAGAUCAUCUGCACAAUCUUCGAGAAUUACUGAAAAGACUGAACAGCAACGGCCUCCGAUAUCGAUUUGACAAAUGUGCCUUCGCCCAGCCGCAAGUCACAUAUCUAGGAUACACCCUGUCACGGGACGGAUUAGCCAAGGGACCAAUGGUGGACGCGGUAAUGACAAUGCAACCACCAAACGACGUUACGACUCUUAGAUCAUUUCUAGGAUCAAUUCAGUUUUAUGGCAAGUUCCUACCAAAUCUAGCAACGGUCAUGGAACCAUAG
This is a messenger RNA of Corticium candelabrum, 2022 nucleotides long. RefSeq lists its product as uncharacterized. The coding region runs from base 1 to 2022 and encodes 673 amino acids. Lineage: Eukaryota; Metazoa; Porifera; Homoscleromorpha; Homosclerophorida; Plakinidae. The record is from RefSeq and is a predicted model, not a curated record. The transcript has 3 exons.